Messenger RNA from Astyanax mexicanus (Mexican tetra), 1603 nucleotides. RefSeq names its product cold inducible RNA binding protein a (gene cirbpa). The record is from RefSeq and is a predicted model, not a curated record. Gene Ontology annotation, cellular component: spliceosomal complex. Lineage: Eukaryota; Metazoa; Chordata; Actinopteri; Characiformes; Acestrorhamphidae. Gene Ontology annotation, molecular function: RNA binding. Bases 119 to 703 code for a protein of 194 amino acids. The transcript has 7 exons. Gene Ontology annotation, biological process: positive regulation of mRNA splicing, via spliceosome.
CUCCGCCCUCUCUCAGUUGUAGAUAAAAGGCCAGGUCCAGCCUCUGGUCGUCCAUAUUGAAGUCGGAGGACAUCUCGCGUCUUCAAUCUCGCAGCAGCAGCACAGAGAAAGCAGCACCAUGUCUGACGAAGGAAAGCUUUUCAUCGGUGGUCUCAGCUUCGACACCACAGAGCAGUCUCUGGAAGAAGCUUUCUCCAAGUAUGGUGUCAUCACAAACGUCCAUGUCGCCAGAAACAGGGAGACCAACAGGUCGAGGGGAUUUGGCUUUGUUACAUUUGAGAAUCCUGAUGAUGCAAAGGAUGCCCUGGAAGGCAUGAAUGGAAAGUCUGUGGAUGGCAGGGCGAUCCGUGUGGAUGAGGCAGGAAAGGGAGGUGGCAGCCGGUCAGGUGGUGGCGGUGGAUACAGAGGUGGUGGAGGAAGAGGAGGCGGUGGAUUCUUCAGAGGCGGAAGAGGUAGAGGUGGGCCUCGAGGUGGUGGAGGUUAUGGCGGUGGUGACAGAAGUUAUGGCGGAGACCGGAGUUAUGGUGGAGGAGACCGCAGUUAUGGCGGUGGAGACCGGGGCUAUGGAGGUGGUGGCUACAAGAGCGGAGGUGGUGGCUACUCUUCCGGGGGUGGCGACUACAACAGGGACAGGAGUUCUGGCUACGGAGAUCGUGGAGGCUCCUACAGAGAUGGCUAUGACCGCUAUGCUGCACACGAGUAAACCCCAAGACCCAUCACUUCACUGGCUGUGCGUUUUUCUAAAGAUGCACUCCACGGAUCUGUCAUUCCAUAGUUUUCUUUUGUAUUUUUAAAAUAUUGUUGAAGGGGUGGGGGGCUAUUCAUAUUGGCUGUGAAAUGUUCUUUGCAAGGAGCAUCUCUUGGAUGCUCUCUUACAUUAGCAAUUUUUUUUUUAUACUGAGCCUCUUGUGAGACCGAACGUUCUGACCAUUUGCCACAGUAUUGCUCUCCUUAUUGGUCCAAAAACCCCUUUCAUUUGUAUUGGGGUUACUGUAGAUUGAAGCCUAAGGGAUGUCUUGCAUCUUGAGCUUUAUAAAGCCAUGAGCUACCCCACAUUUUAACAGGCAACUACCUCACCAAAGGGCAUUUUUAGCUACUGUGGUUUUUGCUUUUUGGUAAACUAUUCAAAUAUAACUGAUGUAACAAUGAUGAAUCAAGCAGUUUGAAAUAAAAAAUUUAAAGUUUAAUAGAAUAUAAUAAAAGACCUUUUUGUCCAUUUCAAGUAUCCAAAAAGUGAAUUCCUUUCAGACUGGUGAACUGCUCGAGUGAGGUGGCCAGCACUGGUGCUGUUCUUGAAGUGCAGCUUGCAGCUUGCCACGUUCAGCCUCACUCUCCCCGAGGUAUCUCUGCUCUGCUCAACGUUCUUGCAUUUUUAACCAUGUGCUGUAAUGAUGGACCGAAACUCCUAAAAAAAAUAUAUAUAUAGUGCUCAAUGUGGAAGAUAAGUUAACUCUGAAAACCUGUUACUAUGACUCCUUUUAAGAUUGGGGAGAAUGUGCUCUGUUCUUUGUAUCGACAUUGACUCACUAUUCCUUACUUUGUUUUGUGUUUGUUUUGAUUUUUGGCUUCAUGGAGCCUAUUAAAUGAAACCAUUUCUGGAAAA